Messenger RNA from Neurospora tetraspora, 420 nucleotides. RefSeq lists its product as uncharacterized. The record is from RefSeq and is a predicted model, not a curated record. Lineage: Eukaryota; Fungi; Ascomycota; Sordariomycetes; Sordariales; Sordariaceae. The transcript has 2 exons. The coding region runs from base 1 to 420 and encodes 139 amino acids.
AUGAAACGCGAAGAUCUCAACAAAUGGGCAUUCCCACAUGACAAGCUUCCCCGGAAGCUUUUCUUCGUUCACCAUGCCGGGUCACAGUGCCGUUUCAUCGAAGAGCGCGAAAGAGAGGAGGAUUGUCCCGACGAUCUGAGCAUAGACGAAUUGAGCCUGAGCAUAAUGGGUGGAAUCACAGCCGCAUCCCCAGAUGGUAUAAUCGGGUGUAUCGACGAGUUAACCAACGUCACCGAGAUAUACCGGAAGAUCAAAAGACACCUCUAUUGGUCCAACCGUGGCCCUUCAUGCUUUGUCUCCACGUUCAGCGACGGCAAUGAUGCUCUUCGUUGGGGUCUGCAACUCGAUGGUACCGUCAAGAUCUACACCGUCGAUACAAGUACUACGAGGUUACCUCCGAUGCCGAUGAUUCAUGCCUAG